ACAGCAACUUCGAGCGUUCCUUGACAACACCAAGCCCUGACGUGCACGUUCCUUGACUUUGCGCGGCGCCGCGGCGGGCACGAGAGUCGCGUACGUGCGCGCCUGCGGGCGGCUCUCAGCCAAUCAUAGGGGCCGGGCGUCUAAUUGAUAUUGAGCACUGUACCUCGCACACCGUGUGAUUGCGCAUCAAUGACUCGCUCGGUCUCCACCCUCAGCUCCGUCGCCGUCGCAUAGAAUGGGUGAGAUUAGAACAACCAAUGCCUAUUCAGACAUAGCCAGCGCACAGCAGUUGUUUUCAGAGUGUAUAAAGAGCAGGCGGAGGGAUGGCGAACUUCAGCAUCAACCAUUUGCUUUGCUAUCACCUCACUCGCAGUUCUAAAUCUUCACCAUGUUCUCCUUCACCGGUGUUGCCAUCGCUUCAGCCUUUGUUGCGUCUAGCAUGUAUGCUGUGACCGCGUUGCCCUCCGGCUGCGAUCGUACUUACGUUGUCCAAGUCAACGACACUUGCGAUUCCAUCUGUGCUGCGAACAACGUCUCUAGUUACCAGCUUUCCGCGGUCAACAGCGGCGUCAUUGACCCUAACUGCUACGACAUCUAUCCCGCGGAGACCAUCUGCCUCGGCAUCACCGGUCAGGACUGCAACGUGACCUACACCAUGCAGUCAAGCGAUACUUGCGCAACUAUCGCUGCGGCUGCCAGCAUCUCGCUGAACACCUUCCUCACGAACAACCCGAACGUUAACCCGAUCUGCUCCAACAUUUACCCGGGCGAGACUUUCUGCACGAGCCCCACGAUCUACGUGAACCUGACGAGCUCCGAGUAAAGCACGGGACAUAUUGCAUUCUGGGAUGUGUCCAUUUCUUUCGGGUAACAAGUGACACUUUAGAAGUUCUGGGUUUGUUUUGGGAUGUUGGGGCAUAGUUUGCAGAUCUUACCGGGCUUUAGGCGGAGAAGUACUAGUUUGGGUUGAUUUUCCAUUCGUGUACAGAUAGUUAGUGUGGUUUGGGAUAAAAUAAUCGAAGUAAAGCUUGUGUUGAUCAAGAGUACCGACUUGUGCGCAUGAGCAAAUAAAC
Coniophora puteana RWD-64-598 SS2 is the source of this 1073-nucleotide messenger RNA. RefSeq lists its product as uncharacterized. NCBI's taxonomy places the organism in Eukaryota, Fungi, Basidiomycota, Agaricomycetes, Boletales, Coniophoraceae. The record is from RefSeq and is a predicted model, not a curated record. The coding region runs from base 389 to 823 and encodes 144 amino acids. The transcript has 6 exons.